AUGUUGGAUCUCUGUGUACUAAAACUCAGCAACUGGCCGGCAAUUGGUAUUGUAGAUCGAGACGGCGUGAAGCUGAGACAGAAUCCGUUUACACAUGCUCUUUACGGACAAGACCCAUAUGUACCCCAUAUGCCCGUCAGCUCGGUAGCAGGCCAGGAUCAGGAUGGGUUGGAGAAGUCCUACAGGUACCAGGCCGUUCCGAAUAGGGGAUGCGGCCCGGACGAGGAAGGACCCAGAAUGGACUGCCGGACUGACUAG
Molecule: messenger RNA, 258 nt
Organism: Neurospora hispaniola
Lineage: Eukaryota; Fungi; Ascomycota; Sordariomycetes; Sordariales; Sordariaceae
Exons: 2
Coding region: 1-258 (85 amino acids)
Source: RefSeq, a predicted model, not a curated record